UGGCGGCUGAAGAGAGGAAGAUUGGAUGAAGYUMUUACUUGUCUUGUAGACUAGAAAUGGAUGUUUUACGCCCUCCUGUUGUCUGGAUAAAUGGUCGAUGUUACAGAAAACUACCCUUUGAAAGGAACAGCAAUUUUGAUUCCACUCCUGAUCCAUAUCAAGAACAAGAAGACAUGAUGUAUGAAGAUGAWGUUUGUGAUGGUUUGAUUGAAGAAAACAGCAAAGGCUUCAGGACUGUUCUAGAUGAUAUUCCCCGCAUAUUGUACAAGUUUGUCAUAGGACGAGGUGGUGAAACUAAGAGAAGAAUAGAAGAUGAUACAGAUACUCGCAUUUCUAUACCUGCACAAGGACAACMAGGCAAUAUAGUAAUAACAGGUCCCCAUAAAGCUGGAGUUCUGUCUGCAAGGAGUCGAGUCGUUGUUAUAGCAGAAUCAUCAAGACAAAAGAUCCCCUUCACACAUUUUGUGUCUUUUCCUUUGUACUUUGAUGAACUURCUGAAUCCACUGCAGAAUUCAAAGAAACCGCUCUUAAAGAAUUUGGACAGCACAAAGGAAUUCAUCCUAGUAUAUUUCAAAAACCAUGCCAUCUUCAYCUUACAGUUGGAAUGCUUAGGCUUCUUGAUGACAGUGAAGUGAAAAAGGCAGCAGAAUUUUUGCAAAGCUGUUACAAGAAACUUACUAGGGAUUGUUUAUCUGGAAAACCCAUCUCUGUACAAMUAAAAGGAGUCGAAUACAUGAAUGAUGAUCCUUCCAAUGUCCAUAUUUUGUAUGCAAAGAUAAUUGAAASUGAUGGCACUGAAAGGCUUCAAGGCUUGGCAGAUUCAUUGGUAGAAACGUUUGUCAGUCAUGGAAUCAUGCAGCGUGAAUAUGACAGGGUGAAAUUACAUGCUACAAUCAUGAAUAGUAAACUUCAUUCAGGUUUUCAAGAAUCAUUGACUGCAGCAUCAGAUUCAUGGAGAAGACCUAAAGAAGCACCAKCACGUAGGGAAAACUAUGCAUUUGAUGCAAGAAAUAUUGUAGAGUUAUAUAAAGACUUUGAUUUUGGAACAUAUCAUCUGRCAGAAAUCCACAUAUCAAAAAGAGGGAGUUAUGAUUCACAGGGACAUUACACAUCUGAGAUCUCAGUGCCUCUGCCAUAGAUGUCUGCAAUGCUGGGGGUCUGGGGAUCCAGAAAAACAACAGAUUACAGCAUUGCAUGCCAUAGUUAUAGAUGAUGGCAUUAGAAAUUGACGUAAAUGUACAGUAUUUUGCAAACAUUCUGUAAAAGUUAUGGAGUUUCCAUCGCCUUUUCAGUGCMCUCAUAGUCUAUAUCUAAGAUAUUGAUGACGUUUAUUGUUACAUUGUGUAACGUUUUUGCAAAACGCUGUAUAAAAUGAUUUUGUCAAUGAUUAAAGAUAACUACAGAUGGAGGUCGAAAUAUUAAAACCAAACACUAUGAGGGCCAUUACAGGGAUCUCCUCGCUAGAGUAAUUAUGUUUUAAGUUUCUUUUUUUCUUCCAUUCCAUUCCUCCAUCUAGACCAUCUGUUAUCGACAAUAAAACGUUACUCUGUUC
Molecule: messenger RNA, 1553 nt
Organism: Exaiptasia diaphana
Lineage: Eukaryota; Metazoa; Cnidaria; Anthozoa; Actiniaria; Aiptasiidae
Product: activating signal cointegrator 1 complex subunit 1
Exons: 8
Coding region: 57-1139 (360 amino acids)
Biological process (GO): regulation of DNA-templated transcription; DNA alkylation repair
Cellular component (GO): nucleus
Molecular function (GO): RNA binding
Source: RefSeq, a predicted model, not a curated record